Molecule: messenger RNA, 546 nt
Organism: Didymodactylos carnosus
Lineage: Eukaryota; Metazoa; Rotifera; Eurotatoria; Philodinida; Philodinidae
Source: the annotation of a GenBank genome assembly
AUGGAAGCAUUAGUACGAGAGAAUAUACGCAAAUUAGAAGUGAAAUUAAAGCCGCUGCUUCACGAGGGGCCGUUGGCUCCUUAUUUAAAUACACUUGAACAAAAAACAAAAGUUAAACGUGAACAACUUGCGUUGGGAUUUUUUGGCAUUGUUUGCAUCUAUCUUAUGCUCGGCUCCGCAGCAGAUUUUGUAUGUAACUUUCUUGGUUUUGUGUAUCCUGCGUACGCCUCAGUGAUAGCUAUUGAAUCACCUCAACACCAGGAUGAUACUGAGUGGCUAAUAUAUUGGGUUGUUUAUGGCACUUUUGGUUUUGCGGAAUAUUUUGGUCAUCAUUUCUUUCAUUCACUUUGGCUUUAUUGGUUAUUAAAAUGCGGAUUUCUUGUAUGGCUCAUGGUUCCCGGUCAAAAAGGCGGUUCAUUCGUAUUAUAUCAUCGAUUUAUUCGUUCGUUCGUUUUGAAACAUCGACCAGUAGUAGAAAAGUAUAUGAAAGUCGACAUGCGUUAUGAACAAAUUCAACACUUGAGAUGGGAAGGAAGAAAAUUUUAA